This is a messenger RNA of Ilyonectria robusta, 1548 nucleotides long. RefSeq lists its product as uncharacterized. The transcript has 2 exons. Bases 1 to 1548 code for a protein of 515 amino acids. The record is from RefSeq and is a predicted model, not a curated record. Lineage: Eukaryota; Fungi; Ascomycota; Sordariomycetes; Hypocreales; Nectriaceae.
AUGCCCCAGUGGUGGCACCCCCUGCACGUCCUUGGGGCCCUGGGAGCAUGGGCCAGGGUGGCCUUGGCGGCCUGGGGCGCAACUCUAGUCUCUGCAAUGGCUUUCUGGCAUCCACUCCCCUGUACUCCAUUGAGUCCCGCACUUACAACCGCCACUACUUCCAACUUCGACCACCAACCCUCCCACCUACCUCCCUCGUCUAUAAAGACCUCCUCACCUCCCACCCUUGGCCAGACUUCCAAGACAAUCGAACUUCAUCUACAACAACAAAGAACAAACAAGCAUACACAUACAAGCUUGCUACCACACCUUGCAUUGACAGCUAGCUAUUCUCUCAAGUUGUCUUCUCCCAUCAUCGUCGACAACACCGUCUACAACCACCACCGCAAGAACCCCUCCACACCUCGCCAACCCGAGCUUGAGCAUCGGAUUCGCCAAUCCCAACCGACGAGGCCUUCUCGUGCCCUCGCGCCGGUAGUCAUCCAGGAGAAUCCUCCUACUACCAACCUACACCCAUAUACGUUACACAACACCGACACGAUGUGCACCAGCAACAUCUACACCUGGGUUCACCCAGACGGCCGAACCGAGCAGACCUACCAGCCUACACUCUGCGGACACUCACUAAACGGCCAACCAUGCGCCAACAACGUCGUCUUCCAGCACCCCAGCCAGUUUAUCUCCUACAAUGAGUCGACCGCGCCCUACAUGACCCAGCUUCCUCCCACUCCUCAGUACAGCCCUGCGCCUUCAACUCCUCACUACCGCUCCGGCGACGACUCAGACCACUCCUUUGGCAGCUCGAACAGCAAGAAGAAGCGAUCAUCCGGUGUUUAUGUCAACGGCCAGAAGGUCCUCGACCUGAACCGCCGUGACCGCCGCGAGCGCAUCGUGCUGGUUGAGAACCCGCCUACGCCUCGCACGCCGCCGCAGACCUGGACUUCACCGCACACUGCUCCCCCAUCUCCCAACGCCAACGUCUACCUCGAUUCUUCUCCUAGCCGCCACCGCCCCGUCAUUGUAGAUGAGCGCAGCCGCGUCCAGAUUGAGGUUGUCGAUAACAACCGCCGAUCAUCACACUCACACUCUCGACACGCCUCUACAAGCUCGCGCGACAGCCGCCAGAGCGCCGAAGACGACGAGAAACGCCGUCGUCGUCGCCAGCGCGAGAAGGAGCGCGAGGAGCAGGAGAUUCGCCAGCAGCGCAUGCGUGCCCGCAUCGCCGAAGCCAACGCCGAGAUUAACAGCCGCCCUUCAGUCCCCAUGGCGCCCGCCCCUCGGCGCGCCUCCACUUACAAGCGACCAGAGGUUGAGAUCCCCAUUGACGCGGAGACCGCCUUGGUCGAGGCUGUGCGCCGUCUCAACUUCGAGGAGGCCCAGCGUGACAAGAAGGCGCGCCGCCUUGCCGAGAAGGAGGAGCGCAAGGAGGACGAGGCCCAGCGCCAGCGACUGCGGGAGCGCAUCAUGCCCGGCCGACGAGCCACUGUUGGCCCCGGAAGCCGACGGCACCGUGUGCUCUACGAUGACGGUGUUUACCGCUGGGAGUAA